AAUCUUUUUUGUAUAAUUAUUAAAAAAUAAAUAAAAAUAAAAACAAUUUUUAAAAAAUCAGCAAUUUUAGAAUAAGUGCUCUCAUACCGAUACACUGAACUUGUUAUAUCUAUGUGAGAAGCGGGACAGGUCUUAUUCGAGAGCGAUAAACCUGUUGUGUAAUCAACGCACCCCGCUCAUACAAGUCAAGAAAAAGAGGAGGGAUUAAGUUAUAUAAUUGGAAUGCUGUUUCCUCAUAUCUCCGUGACAGGCUGUCCUGGGCUCACUCCUAAUCACUCGGGGCAUAGGAUGCACUAGCAAUAGCAUUACAACAUGAGAACGCCAACAAAAAUCUUUUUAGGUAGUUUAUUUGUUGCCUACCUUGCUGUCAAGUGGACCGCGCCGAGUUUUAAUGCAGAAUCUCUCAGAGGCGCCAGGGUGCUGGUGACCGGGGCCAGCACAGGUAUUGGCGAACAAAUGGCGUAUCACUAUGCCAGCUUUGGAGCCCAGAUAGUAAUUACAGCCCGGAGAGAGAAAGUGUUACAGCAGGUGGUGGAGAAGUGCCUGAGCCUGGGAGCCCAGAGAGCUCUCUACAUAGCAGCAGACAUGGGCAACGAGUCAGACCCGGACAAAGUGAUAGAUUUUGCUCUGGAAAAGCUCGGAGGGCUGGAUUAUGUGGUUCUCAACCACAUUGGCCCGAGCCCCUUCAGCAUGUGGGAGGGAGAUGUGGAGCACACCAGGUGGCUGAUGAAGGUCAAUUUCUUCAGCUAUAUUCAGAUGGCCUGGAGAGCUAUGGCCUCGCUUGAACAAAAUAAAGGAUCACUGGUGAUUGUUUCAUCACUCUUAGGUAAAAUGUCCAGUCCCUUCGUGGCACCGUAUACCUCAACGAAAUUUGCCUUGAAUGGUUUCUUCGGGGCCCUCCAUCAUGAGCUGGCUAUGAAGAAGAGCAAUGUGUCCAUCUCGAUAUGUACACUAGGGCUCAUUGACACAGAAUCAGCCAUGGAGAAAGUCAGGGAUGUUACAAACGUACCAGCCUACCCUGCUACAGACGCAGCCUUGAACAUCAUCAUGACAGGAGCGACGAGACAGCGUGAUCUCUUCUACCCUUGGUUCACCCGCGGCAUUGCUCUCAGCGAAGACUGGUUCCCCUCUCUCACAGACUAUUUUAUCCAGAACUCCUACAACUACAGCCCAUGAAAAAACAAUCAGCUGUAGAACCAUUGUGCAUGCUGUAAAUAAUCAUGCAUUUAUACAAUCUGGGCAUGAUGAUGCUGUGGAUGUUAAUGUACUCCACUGUCCAAAUUUAGCCUUCAAAUUUUAGUGCCCCAACACAUUUUGCCUUAUAUUUAUCUUUCCAUUUUUUUUUCCUUAGUGGCAAAUGGACCAGGUUACUAUAAAUAACAAACUGAACCUUGUCCUCCUGUCCUCAUUUUGCUUUUGGGUGAGGUCCAGUUAAAAAAAAAAAAAAGUCCACAUGGGAGAAAAGCUUGUUUUUCCUCUUUUUUUUCCAGUUUGGCCUACCUUGAAAGCUUUAAGGUUCGUCAUUUUAUUUUGGUUUAUUGAUGGAAAAGGUUUGUGGUGCUUUAGUACUCAAGGAACACAUCAGUUUACUCAUUCUGACCAGUGCCACUAGGACCAGUGACCAUGCCGAGUCAAACCGAGCUGCUCCGGUGUACAGACAAGCCGCGGUGAUGUCUCACGACUGCAGCCAACCUGCUUCCAUCCCCAUCUCCUCUUAAAAUAUACCCUGAACUCAUGUCUGAGCAGGAAACCUGAGGGAAAGAUGUUUUUAAAAGUCUGUGUCUGUUUUAAAAGCUCUCAGUACUUUUGUAGCAUCUAAUUGAAUCAGUUCAGUUUCUCUCGUCCUGUCGGUACUUUCAGACACCUGCUGUGCUUUAGUGUUUCAUCGUGUUUACUUUCACCCGUUUCGGGAGCCAUGUUGGUGAAAACACAACGUUUCCUGUAAUGCUGCUUCAUAAUAAAAGCUUUUAAAUGACUAAAUAACGGGAGGUUUUAUUGUGAAGAAGUUACAGUAAAUUAAACAUAUUUGUAACUGAAUUAGCAGAGCAGUAAGUAGGACAAACCAACAAGCAGGUAGCCCAGUAGUGAUGGAAAUGUGCCAGGCAUACAUCAUGUUUGACGUAGUGUGAUGUCACAGAAUAAAGGGAAAGACGACUGCUGAGGUAUUUCAGGAGUAGUGUUUUGUGGGCGGCUGUGGCUCAGGGGUAGAGCCUGCGUCUUGUUAUCGGAAGGUCGCUGGUUUGAUCACCCUGGUCUGCAUGAAGUGUCUUUGGGCAAGAUACUGAACCCCAAACUGCUCCUGAUGUGCUGGUCGGCACCUUGCAUGGCAGCCACCGCCAUCAGUGUAUGAAUGUUUGUAUGAAUUGCUGUAAGUUGCUUUGGACAAAAUGCCCAAAAAAUUCUGUUUGUGAUGACAUUUAAGAUUUUUUACAUGCACAAGAAACAGUAUGACACUAAAGGAAAGGGAAAAAAAAUCAAAGCAUAUUAGGUCUCUAUAAAAGGGGGUUACCAGUAUCUGCACAGUACAGCUUUAGUGCCAUUAGGUGCAAAUAAAAUAUAAUAUAUCAUGCAGCAGUGGUGGUGUGCUGGUUAGAACAUCAACCUUUUGGACAUCACUGUUAUUCUGCGGUCAAAGUGAGAGACGCCUGGUGACAGAAGACAACAAAUAAAGGACCUUUGUUU
This is a messenger RNA of Acanthopagrus latus (yellowfin seabream), 2682 nucleotides long. It is a transcript of the gene hsd11b1la, whose product is annotated as hydroxysteroid (11-beta) dehydrogenase 1-like a. The coding region runs from base 313 to 1176 and encodes 287 amino acids. Gene Ontology annotation, cellular component: intracellular membrane-bounded organelle. Gene Ontology annotation, molecular function: oxidoreductase activity. The record is from RefSeq and is a predicted model, not a curated record. The transcript is spliced from 6 exons. Lineage: Eukaryota; Metazoa; Chordata; Actinopteri; Spariformes; Sparidae.